GCGGUGAUAUCGGUUUAACGUUACCCAUUCCGAUUUCGUUUUGCUUGGUUUCUUGCUGCCAAAGCAGUAUUUUGUUUCGUCGACCCGAUAGAAAUCGAAAGCGGUGAGCGGCCAGGAGAAACAGACGUGCAGUGCUAAAGCGUGGAGAGAUGGCGUCGAAGUCGAUCGCUCACGAUGUGGCCGCAUACCAAGAUACCCUUCGCUUUGGAUUGGAAGGUGUUAAGAGGGAAAUCGUUGGAUCCCAUCCCCUUGAAACCCUGCGGGAGACGGCUAUGAAGGACUUGGAGGAGAAGAAGCGGUUAAUUACGGAUGUCACUUAUGGAUCUGCCUUCAAUUUGAAGAUGGACCUGGACAAACAGAUCCUCUCCAGAUUUCAGAGGCCCCCUGGCAUGCUUACGUCCUCCAUGCUAGGUUUAGAAGCUCUCACUGGUGGCCUGGAAAAGUUUAUGUUUGAAGAUUACCUUAAUAUGCCUCAAGAUUCUGAGACAUUCCGCCCGCUUGACAUGCAUCACGGCAUGGAAGUUCGCUUUGGCCUUUCUAAGGGGCCUGUUUGCCCCAGUUUUAUGUGAAAGUCCUUUUUUGUUGAUGUUAUGUUGUCAUGUCGAAACUUAAAUUGAAAACAUUAUGGAGUAUGUAUGGUUUGCUGCUUAGGAAAGAAAUUAAAUUGUGUCAUUCAUGAUUGUCAUUA
Messenger RNA from Phalaenopsis equestris, 688 nucleotides. RefSeq names its product cyclin-B1-2-like. Lineage: Eukaryota; Viridiplantae; Streptophyta; Magnoliopsida; Asparagales; Orchidaceae. Gene Ontology annotation, cellular component: nucleus; cytoplasm. The coding region runs from base 150 to 569 and encodes 139 amino acids. The transcript has 4 exons. The record is from RefSeq and is a predicted model, not a curated record. Gene Ontology annotation, biological process: proteasome assembly.